AUGGAGUCUAUCAACAAGGAGGCAAUCCACUUUGAUGAUAUGGAGGUUCAGGAGAAGGCCGCCUUCGACGAUGUUAUCCGGCCCAAGGACUGCUACACCGCGGAUGGUACCUACUGGGCUGAUCUACCUCUGAGUCAACGUAUUGGGUUCUGCUUGGAUCAAGAUCGCACAGAGGCUCGCAAAGAAUUCGCCUGGCUCUGGAGCGAGUUCAAGAAAGACCCUCUGUCUCCUAUCUCUCAUUACUUCAAGAAUUUUGUUCUUCCCGGUGCUGGUCUGGGUCUUGAAGGAUACGUGCUCUUCUCCAUCGGUAACAACACGGCCCUCUUCAAGGCUUCAUUCAAGAGUUGCUGGACCGGCAAGACUUGCGACCCCAACUGGAUUGCCGCCAUCAACUACAUGGAAAUUGUUGGUAUCUUCGUUGGUCAGAUUCUGGUCGGUUAUCUGGGUGAUGCCAUCGGUCGUCGUUGGGGUCUGAUCCAGGAUGCUACUAUCAUGUUCAUCGGUCUUCUUAUGCUUGUCGCCGCUUGGGGUGUCACGGAGAAUGGCUGGAUUAUCUGCUACGCCUGGUCGCUUUUCUUCUACUCUAUCGGUGUUGGCGGUGAAUACCCCAUGACCGCUACCAUUGGAAUGGAGAAUGGUUACAGCACCGGCAAGAUUAUGACGUCUCACGAUCGUCUGCAUCGUGGUCGUUCUGUUGUGGGUUCCUUCAUGAUGCAGGGUUGGGGCCAGUUCGCCAACCAGGCGAUUCUCAUCCUGCUCCUGUUGAUCUUCCAUCACGGCUCUGGUGAGCUUCCCAUCUCGACCACCACAACCCAGUGGACCUACCGUGUAUCAUUCGCGAUUCCGGCGAUUGGCACUGCUUGGCUCGUGUACUAUCGUACCUACCACAUGAAGGCCGCCAGCAAGCAGCUCGAGGCGUCCAAGAAGAAGGCCUCCGUGACUGGGUACGACACUGAAUCCCUCAAGCUCACCUUCCGCCAUUUCACCCCACGUAUCAUUGCUACCGCAGGUGGCUGGUUCGCAAACGAUGUCUUCUUUUACGGCAACAAGUUGUUCCAGGGCAACUUCAUCAAGGUCAUCAGCCCUGGGCACAGCCACAACAUUCUCACCGACUGGCUUUGGAAUCUGAUCAAUAUCGGUGUGAGUUUGGCUGGAUACUACUUUGCUACAUGGUUCGUCGAUACCAAGCUCUAUGGGCGUAAGUGGAUGCAGAUUGUCGGUUUCAUGAUGUGCUUCAUUCUCUUUGUGAUCCCUGCCUUCAACUUUGAGUACUACACACAGCCUGCCCACAUCCACUCGUUCCAGGCGAUGUACUACCUCAGUUCAUUCUUCAACCAGUUCGGUCCAAACUGCAUCUCCUUCCUUGUUGCUGCUGAGUGCUUCCCUACCCCCAUUCGCGGUACCGCUCACGGAAUCUCUGCUGCCGCCGGCAAGCUCGGUGCCCUGAUCAUUGCCGUCAUCGGCUCGUACACCACCACCCAGGAGCAGUUCUACAUUGUGCCCUGGUUCGGUCUUCUCGGUGUCCUGGUCACUUGGCUCUUCCUUCCCGACACCACCGGCCUGGAUCUGCGGGAGCAAGAGCGUCGUUGGAAAUUCAUCCGCGAGGGCCGCGAGCACGAGUACCACGGCCCCGCUGUGCACUCCAAGCAUUUGUCCGUCUGGGAGCGCUGGACCGGCAAAGGCAAACACUACGAUGCCGAUCGCGACUACCAGAUGAAAGUUGAGGAGUUCCGCGCCGAGUGGGAGGCCGCCAUGGCCGCCCGCGGUGAAGAGAGCACCCUUUAUGACAUGGACGACGUUGACGAGAACAUCCUCCACGGAGACAUGCACAAGUACUUCGAGCGCACCAGCCCCGAGAUCCGCGGUAUGCGCAAGGAGAUCAAGGAGCCUGUCAGUCUCCCGGCUGCUAUGGCUGCUUCUUCCGAGGACCAGGAGACCCUGGGGGAGCACUAG
Molecule: messenger RNA, 1953 nt
Organism: Penicillium oxalicum
Lineage: Eukaryota; Fungi; Ascomycota; Eurotiomycetes; Eurotiales; Aspergillaceae
Exons: 3
Coding region: 1-1953 (650 amino acids)
Biological process (GO): transmembrane transport
Cellular component (GO): membrane
Molecular function (GO): transmembrane transporter activity
Source: RefSeq, a predicted model, not a curated record